AUGGAAGAGAUGGAAGAGGAGCUCAAGUGCCCGGUAUGCGGCUCCUUCUACCGGGAACCUCUAAUUCUACCCUGUUCACACAACCUGUGCCAGGCAUGUGCCCGAAACAUCCUGGUGCAGACGCCAGAGACGGAGUCGCCUCAGAGCCGACGUGCCUCGGGGUCAGCUGGCUCCUCAUCCGACUAUGACUACCUGGACCUGGACAAGAUGAGCCUGUACAGUGAGGCAGACAGCGGCUAUGGCUCAUAUGGGGGCUUUGCCAGUGCACCCACUACACCAUGUCAGAAGUCACCCAAUGGUGUGCGUGUCUUCCCUCCAACUGUCCCGCCAGCUGCACAUCUGCCACCGGCUUCAGCCACUGCCUCAUUGGCACCGGUGCCACGCAAUUCCUGCCUCACCUGCCCGCAGUGCCACCGCAGCCUGAUUCUGGAUGAGCGGGGCCUUCGUAGUUUCCCCAAGAAUCGUGUCUUGGAGGGUGUCAUUGACCGUUACCAGCAAAGCAAAGCAGCUGCUCUGCGUUGUCAACUGUGUGAGAAGAUACCCAAGGAAGCCACAGUCAUGUGUGAACAGUGCGACGUCUUCUAUUGUGACCCAUGCCGGCUGCGCUGCCAUCCACCACGGGGUCCCCUGGCAAAGCACCGUUUGGUGCCUCCAGCUCAGGGCCGGGUCAGCCGGAGGCUCAGUCCACGCAAGAUCUCCACUUGCACUGACCAUGAGCUAGAGAAUCACAGCAUGUACUGUGUGCAGUGCAAGAUGCCUGUCUGUUACCAGUGUUUGGAGGAAGGCAAGCAUUCCAGUCACGAGGUGAAGGCGCUGGGCGCCAUGUGGAAACUACAUAAGAGCCAGCUAUCCCAGGCCCUGAAUGGACUUUCAGACAGAGCCAAAGAAGCCAAAGAAUUCUUGGUACAGCUACGAAACAUGGUUCAACAAAUCCAGGAGAACAGCGUGGAGUUUGAAGCUUGCCUGGUCGCCCAGUGUGAUGCUCUUAUUGAUGCUCUCAACAGGCGGAAAGCCCAGCUGUUGUCACGGGUCAACAAAGAACAUGAGCACAAACUGAAGGUGGUACGUGAUCAGAUCUCUCACUGCACAGUGAAGCUGCGCCAGACCACGGGGCUGAUGGAAUACUGCCUGGAGGUCAUCAAGGAGAAUGACCCCAGUGGGUUCUUGCAGAUUUCUGAUGCACUGAUACGAAGAGUGCACCUGACUGAGGAUCAGUGGGGGAAAGGGACACUCUCCCCAAGGAUGACCACAGACUUCGACCUCAACCUUGAUAGUGCCCCUUUGUUGCAGUCCAUCCACCAACUCGACUUCGUGCAGAUGAAAUUGCCAGCACCACCAAUCCUUCAACUCGAAGAAUGUUGCACCCAUAACAACAGUGCUACAUUGUCAUGGAAGCAGCCACCUUUGUCCACAGUGCAGGUGGAGGGAUACAUCUUGGAACUGGAUGAUGGGAAUGGUGGUCAGUUCAGGGAGGUUUACGUUGGGAAGGAGACAAUGUGCACUGUGGAUGGUCUGCACUUCAACAGCACCUACAGUGCUCGGGUCAAGGCCUUCAACAAGACAGGGGUCAGCCCCUACAGCAAGACAUUGGUCCUGCAGACUUCAGAGGACUCCGAACCGGAGGAGCAGGCCCUGACAUUCCCAGUGCCUUUGGAAAGGCUGCCGCUGCGUAGAUCAAGUCCUUUCUCUUCUACCCUUAACCUGCAAAACAGCUUUCCGGGGAGAUCCUACUUUGAGCUAAGAUCCUCGUCCCACCAAAUGAGUUUGCACUCCUCUUUACAAUCUCUGAAUUCGGCCGGGUGUAGUUUUGAGGCUCAGUCAGGACCUUUCUCCCAAUUAGUUGAUAUUAAAAAAAUGGUAGCAGUGGCUUGGUUUUCGUUUGACCCCAGCACUGCUCACUCCGACAUCAUCUUCUCGAAUGACAACCUGACAGUUACCUGCAACAGCUAUGACGACCGGGUUGUGUUGGGCAAAACUGGCUUCUCCAAGGGGCUCCACUACUGGGAGUUAUCCAUCGAUCGCUAUGACAACCACCCCGAUCCAGCUUUUGGAGUUGCCCGAAUGGAUGUUCUCAAGGAUGUCAUGCUAGGGAAAGAUGACAAGGCUUGGGCCAUGUAUGUGGAUAAUAACCGAAGCUGGUUCAUGCAUAACAACUCACAUACCAACAGGACUGAAGGAGGUAUCACCAAAGGUGCCACUGUAGGCAUCUUGCUUGAUUUGACCAGGAGGACCUUGACUUUCUCCAUCAAUGAAGACCAGCAAGGACCAGUGGCCUUUGAGAAUAUGGAGGGCAUAUUCUUUCCUGCUGUUAGUCUCAACCGGAAUGUGCAAGUCACACUCCACACUGGCCUGCCGGUCCCGGACUUCUACAAUGCACGGGGAUCCAUGCAGUAG
Ahaetulla prasina is the source of this 2394-nucleotide messenger RNA. It is a transcript of the gene TRIM9, whose product is annotated as tripartite motif containing 9. The record is from RefSeq and is a predicted model, not a curated record. Bases 1 to 2394 code for a protein of 797 amino acids. Lineage: Eukaryota; Metazoa; Chordata; Lepidosauria; Squamata; Colubridae. The transcript is spliced from 14 exons. Gene Ontology annotation, molecular function: zinc ion binding; protein binding.